CAAGAGUCAAAUGUGAUAUGUCUGAAGAAGGGUGCUGCAAGCAUCUGUCACUGCCGAAUUUCCCUCAUUCCCUCACCUUAAUAAUAAGUUUCCCCCUUUUUUCUCGUUCUUCUUCCCUUCUUUUCAUUAAUUACUAUACAUCUCUCUUGAUCUGAUCCCCAUUUAUAACCAACAUAUCCACAAAAAAUAUUACCGUAAUAACAACUACAACUACCCAUAAUAAUCUAUCUUCUCUAUCAUAUCAUUUUCUGUAAAGAUGAAGAAGGCGACGGUGGGUGCGGUGGUGGUAGGGUCAGCUGCGGUGGUAGCACUAAUAGUGCGACACCGCAUGCGGAAAACGAGCAAAUGGGGACGUGCGAAGGCAAUUCUGAAAGAAUUUGAAGAGAAAUGUGCGACACCAGAUGCCAAGCUGAAGCAAGUGGCUGAUGCGAUGACGGUGGAGAUGCACGCUGGACUCGCAUCUGAAGGAGGCAGCAAAUUAAAGAUGCUUAUCAGCUACGUGGAUAAUCUCCCUACUGGCGAUGAAGAAGGAGUCUUUUAUGCAUUGGAUCUUGGUGGAACAAAUUUUCGAGUAUUGCGGGUGCAACUGGGGGGAAAGAGUGGCGGUAUUAUCCAUCAAGAAUUUGCUGAGGCAUCAAUUCCUCCAAAUUUGAUGGUUGGCAGUUCAGAAGCACUUUUUGACUAUAUUGCGGCAGAACUGGCAAAAUUUGUUGCUGCAGAAGAAGAAAAGUUCCAUCAACCUCCUGGUAGGCAGAGAGAAUUGGGCUUCACCUUCUCGUUCCCAAUAAUGCAGACUUCAAUCAAUUCUGGAACUCUUAUCAGGUGGACGAAAGGUUUCUCCAUUGAUGACACGGUUGGCAAAGAUGUUGUUGCAGAACUGGAAAAAGCCAUGCACAGACAAGGAGUUGAUAUGAGGGUGUCAGCGCUUGUGAAUGAUACUGUUGGAACAUUGGCUGGUGGUAGAUUCUCCAAUAAGGAUGUAUCCAUUGCUGUGAUAUUAGGUACUGGGACCAAUGCUGCAUAUGUGGAACGGGCCCAGGCAAUUCCCAAAUGGAACGGUCCUCUGCCUAAAUCUGGAGAAAUGGUGAUCAAUAUGGAGUGGGGUAACUUUAGGUCCUCCCAUCUUCCCUUGACAGAGUACGAUCAUGCAAUGGAUACUGAUAGUCUAAAUCCUGGUGAACAGAUAUUUGAGAAGAUAUGUUCUGGCAUGUACUUGGGAGAAAUUUUACGCAGAGUUCUACUUAGAAUGGCUGAAGAAGCUGGCAUUUUCGGUGAUGAAGUACCUCCAAAACUCAAGAAUUCAUUCAUAUUGAGGACACCUGAAAUGUCUGCUAUGCAUCAUGACACAUCCUCUGAUUUGAGAGUGGUUGGUGACAAGUUGAAGGAUAUCUUGGAGAUAUCCAAUACCUGCUUGAAGACAAGGAGAUUAGUUGUUGAGCUGUGUAAUAUCGUUGCAACGCGUGGCGCAAGACUUGCGGCGGCUGGGGUCUUGGGCAUUGUCAAAAAGAUGGGAAGGGAUACUCCCGAGGAAAGUGGUCAAGAAACGAUAGUCGUAGCCAUGGAUGGCGGAUUGUAUGAGCACUACACAGAAUACAGAAAGUGCUUGGAGAACUCUUUGGUUGGAUUGCUUGGAGAGGAAAUGUCAACAAGCAUUGUUUUCAAGCAUGCAAACGAUGGUUCUGGCAUUGGCGCCGCGCUCCUUGCGGCCUCUAACUCCCUGUAUGUUGAAGACAGGUCUUGAGAGUGAUCAAGAUGAUAUUUAGCUAGAGGAAACUCCCUUUUACCUUUUAUAUUAUGCUUUUCUCUUGCCUUUUCUUUUGGAUUUUCUCUCCUUCUUUUUGGUUCUUCUGACAGUUAUUUUCAAAAUUUUCCAGCACUUGUGCUUGGUUUAUAGUUUAGGAUAUUGUUCCUGGGAAUGCCAACUUUUUUCUUCUAGAAAAGGGUGCAAGGAAAUUAUAUGACAUUUAGCACUGCUAA
Messenger RNA from Lycium barbarum (goji berry), 1977 nucleotides. RefSeq names its product hexokinase-2. Gene Ontology annotation, cellular component: mitochondrion; cytosol. Gene Ontology annotation, molecular function: fructokinase activity; ATP binding; glucokinase activity. The record is from RefSeq and is a predicted model, not a curated record. The coding region runs from base 257 to 1741 and encodes 494 amino acids. NCBI's taxonomy places the organism in Eukaryota, Viridiplantae, Streptophyta, Magnoliopsida, Solanales, Solanaceae. The transcript has 9 exons. Gene Ontology annotation, biological process: glucose 6-phosphate metabolic process; glycolytic process; intracellular glucose homeostasis.